Molecule: messenger RNA, 2586 nt
Organism: Tachyglossus aculeatus (Australian echidna)
Lineage: Eukaryota; Metazoa; Chordata; Mammalia; Monotremata; Tachyglossidae
Gene: TCN2
Product: transcobalamin 2
Exons: 9
Coding region: 567-1841 (424 amino acids)
Biological process (GO): cobalamin transport
Molecular function (GO): cobalamin binding
Source: RefSeq, a predicted model, not a curated record
AUCAGCGCUGGUGUGUUAAGAAAUCGCUAACCAAAACGCCUGAAACAGACCCAUUCUGGCGUUAGCUUGCAAAAACUCACUUCCCUACAAGUUCUGAAGUUUUCUUAACCUCGAAGAGCAGGAGUUCUGUGAUUUCCGGGCUAGAACAGGAAACUUUGGUACUAAAGCAUCCGGACAGUUUUGUUUCAGGAUUCAGGAGGGGUAAAAGCUCCCUUUCCUUGCCAUUGUCCGCACUCGGCCUGCGGAGUUGAAGGAGUGCUGUGUCUCCUGGAAGAAGAUCAGAAGGUUUCAGAGCCCUGGUUUCUGCAGAAGUUCACCGAAAACCAUGCGGGCUGGCUUAUCUCUGCUCCUUGGACUCCCUCUCUCUUAUCCCGGGACCUUUUCCCUCUCUUUCUGCUGACUGCGCCUGGGGAGUGAGUUGGGGCACCGCUCAAGAAAUUAAUCAGUGACCGGAAUGGGCCCGGCUCAGGCCUGAGAGAGGCCUGUUAUUCGAACAAAUUGCCCCCGCCUGGACCGUCAGCCCCUCAAAGCUCAAUCGCUGCUUGCUGCAUUGGUCCGGCCCAGGCAUGGGGUGCUGGGGCUUGCUUCUCGCCCUCCUAGGCUGCCUUGGGGUGUCCGGCCAGCUCUGUGAAAUCAAAAUCCACGACAGGCAUUUGGUAGACUUGGCUGAGCGGCAGCUGUUGACCUGGCUGGACUCCCACUCUCCUGCCCAGCUAAAUCCCAGCAUCUACGUGGGACUCCUCCUCUCUGAGCCUCACCACCGCCAUGCGGGCAAAGAGGCUGUCUACCUGGAGAAGCUCAUGGUCCAUUACCAGUGGAGAAGCAGUUUUGGCGCUGAUGGCCAGAAACCCAACAUGGGCCAGCUGGCCUUGUAUUUCUUAGCCCUGCGGGCUGGCUGUGUAACCAUCAGCAAGAAUAAAGGAAAUACCUUGGUGACUCAACUCAAGGGCCACUUGGAAGAAGCCCAGCAGCAGAUCGGCUAUACUCCCAGGCCCCAUGUUCCCAAGAGCUGUUUCCGCACCAACUACUACCAGUACAGCCUGGGGGUCUUGGCCUUGUGUGUCCACGGCAAAGUGGUGCCAGACCACGUUGUUGAACAGCUCCUACGUGAAGUGGAGCAUUGCCAGCACUCUGUGGACACAGUAGCGAUGAUGGGUUUGGCCUUCAUCUGUCUGAAGGGUGCCAACCUCAAUCCCAACCUUGACCCCAAGAUCGAGGAUGCCACCCAGCAGGUGGUAACGAAGAUCCUUCAAACCCAGACCCCCGAAGGACAUUUUGGGAACCUGUACAGCAGCCCCCUCGCUCUGCAGGUCCUGAUGGCCGCGGAGGUGAAAGACGAAGAGUCGGCCUGCGAGAGAGCUGGGAUGGCUCUAGUGAGGAGCCUGCGGGACGGCGAUUUCCAGAACCCCGUCACCCUGUCUCAGCUGCUGCCUGUCUUGCACCACAAGACUUAUCUGGAUCUGAUCCCCUUUGACUGCUCAAAGGAGAAAGUGACCGUGAAGGUCCAUUUGAAGAUAAAGAAUGACCUGCGCGAACCGAAGAUGACCGCCUCCGGGCACCGGCACAGCUUCACGAUCACGGUCCCCUCCGGGGCCUUCCUGGUGGACGUGCUGAAGAAGGCCGAGGAGCUGGGAAAACUGACGUAUGAAACGCAGCACACCCUGUCUGGCCCCUUCCUGACCACAGUGGAAGGGGUGAAAGCGGAGGACCACGAAUAUUGGCAGCUUCUCAGAGCCUCAGGCCCGGACCAGAACCAAGGGGUCACUCCUCUGCUCCAAGGUGUGGCUGACUACCGGCUCAAGGAUGAAGAGGUCAUCAUCCUGCAGCUGAGUAAGUGGUAGGGAGGCCACCACGCUCCCCUUCCUAGGCCGUCCUGAGCCACGGCCUGCGUCUUCCUCGUGCCUCUGUUCUCCUUCCUUCUCCCCGGAAGACUGUGGCCUGGGCCGGCAAGCACUCCUGGACCCCUCCGCCUCCUCAUCCUUCCCCCGAAAGCCGUCUUUCCCGAGCCGUCGGCCCUGAAAGCAAUUCUGGUGGCUGUUAGGAGGGAGGGGAAGGAGGCCGGUGAGCCAUGGCGCGACGACUGGGGUUUGGAGGACGUCCGCGACUUCCUAUCCCGUGGCUGCAGCUGUUAGCUCGGAGGUGGGAGUUGGGAAGCAGCGGACAGUUGAUCCUCCCAUCCCAAGAACACCUUGAGGCCUCUGGCUCGGGUUUGAACUGUACUGGGGCUUCCAAACCUUUCCCUGGCAGAUCAUAUUGCCUCCUGGAAGGGAAGAGUCAGGUUUAGAUGUUAACUGCCCCGCAGAUUUCCUCCAGGGAGAGGAGAUGUAGUAGCUCUUAGCUCUGACCCAAUGCUUCGGUGAGCCCCUCCGACCACCUUGCUACUUGUGCGCGCGCAGCAAUUUGCUUAAAAUGAGACUUUGAUUUCUCUUUUCUCACACGGGCCCUUGCUCCCCUACAUCUGGAAUUCUGGAAAAGUCUGCUCUUCCUCUUACUUAAGGCAGCUUGUUCAGGCCCCGCCGUCAGGGGCAGACAAUGAAUGCUGUUGAUGCUUGGAUCAGAAGUGAUUAAAGCAGUGAUUUUCAAGAA